Molecule: messenger RNA, 477 nt
Organism: Microthlaspi erraticum
Lineage: Eukaryota; Viridiplantae; Streptophyta; Magnoliopsida; Brassicales; Brassicaceae
Source: the annotation of a GenBank genome assembly
AUGGAUUUCAUCAAGACCAGUUCCCUGCGUGCUCUGAUUGAACGGCUCUAUCGAGAAUCAGCGCCAACCGCGCAGUCCGGCUGGCCGAGAAACUAUUGUUUCGCGCUCGGCCAAAGUCAUAUCCGUCCGUCUGAAGUCUCGGCCAAAGUUGAAACCGACCGGCCGAUCACGCAACACGACCCGGGAAACAUUGUGCUCCACGCCGCGACGCGCACGACCAUGCCGCGCGAGCCGGGGAACAAGGCCUCGCGGCCGCGCAACCCGUUUCGCGUACCACGGCCGAUGCAUCCGUCCGAGCCGGGAAAGAACGUCCCACGUCCGGCCGAGAAACCAUCGGCCAAAUCUUCGUCCGCCGACCAGCGGCCGACCGUGAAUCCAUCCGGCCCCGACCGUUCCGACUCGGCCACGACCCGACUGUCCGGCCGAUCGUCCCGCACGACCGUCCCAACGCCGCGGUCGACCCGAAGCCCUUUUUGA